AGAUGGCGAAGCAGCAGUUGUCACAGGGAGCUGAGGUUGGCUCGGCUGUAGUUCUCUGAUGUGGCCUUGAGUGGGUGAGUGUGAGGGAGAGAGAGAGAGAGACGCGGGGCGAUGACGUCUCCAAUCUGCUGAUUUGCUACAUGGAGCCGGAGAGGUGGAUGUGAGCGAGUGCGGCGCGCACUGUGAACUGUUUUGUAUGCUGCGCUAAUAAUAGCGUGCAUAAUUCGGUGACUACCUCUAGACUGAGGCCGCUACUGAAUGAAAAGACGAUUGUAUCGAUAUAUAAAAAAACACAGACGUGUUUAUUUGGAAAGAGGGGAAAAGGUAACUGAACACCUCUACGCUAAGCCGUGUAACCAACAGCCAUAGGCAGCCUCAUGAGUUGGUUCAGCGUACAGCAGAGUGGUGGAUUUGAUUAAAAAUGGGAUUAAUAAAGCUUCAGAACCCCAGCCAUCCCUCGGCACUCCUUCACAAAGCCAACCAGAUGCGACUUUUGGGGACUCUGUGUGAUGUGGUGAUCCUGGUGGACAGUCAGGAAUUUCAUGCCCAUCGGACUGUGUUAGCUUGCACGAGCAAGAUGUUUGAAAUUUUGUUUCUUCGCAACAGUCAGCAUUACACCUUGGACUUCCUUUCACCAAAGACUUUCCAACAGAUUCUCGAGUAUGCUUACACUGCCACGCUCCAGGCGAAAGUUGAAGACUUGGAUGAUCUACUGUACGCAGCUGAGAUCCUGGAGAUUGAGUAUCUGGAAGAACAGUGUCUGAAGAUUCUAGAGACCAUCCAGGCAACAGAUGAUAACGAUGCAGAAAUGACAGUCACUGAAGAUGAGGAUGGAGGGAAGGCCAAGUUUAACAAGAAUAUUUUGGUGACAAAACAACUUUCUGGUGAAGAGGUUGGUUUUACGAUUAACCAGGCUAUACCAGUCAGGACGAUGGAAGAACAAAGUCCUUCUGUCUCCACAUCAUUUGGGCUUUCAGCAAUGAGCCCCACCAAAGCUGCUGUAGAUAGUCUCAUGAGCAUUGGACAGUCAAUUAUUCAAGGGUCUUUACAACAAACCUCUGCAGACGAAGCAUUCGCUGCUGCGGAUAGGCAUCCCAUGGUAACUGAAGUCAAGCAUGAAAUGAUGCAGGUAGAGGAGGGCUCCAGUCCCAAGACUGGUGAGUCUGGCUCUUCAGGGAGUGAAAAGAUAUCUGACGCGGAUAGGUACAAGGAAGCCCCUGGCACACCAACACGUAGCAGUGUCAUCACCAGUGCCCGUGAGCUGCACUACGUUCGUGAGGAGAACUCUGGAGAGCAAGCUCACGAGGCAGGGCUGGGUGUACAAGGAAGCUUAGAGAGCAACCCCAAUAUGCAGGCUGAGAAACACAGCACAUUGUACCCUGUCCAAUUCAACCGCAGAACUGACGGCCUGUUGGAGGUGCCUACUUCCUUAUCCUCCGCUCUCCAUGUGCAGCCUACACUCUCUGUUGCUAUGGACUUUACUGGUUAUGGGGGGCUUCUGCCUCAAGGUCUCAUUCAGAGGGAACUUUUCAACAAAUUGGGCGAGCUUGCAGCGGGCAUGAAGUCUGAGAAUAGAUCCGCCAGUGAGAGGUGUAAUGUUUGUGGAAUGGAGCUAUCAGACAAUGAAGCCAUUGAGCAACACAGGAAGCUGCACAGUGGUAUGAGGACCUAUGGGUGCGAACUGUGUGGUAAAAGAUUCCUGGACAGCUUACGGCUACGGAUGCAUCUGCUUUCGCAUUCAGCAGGUGCAAAGGCCUUUGUUUGUGAUCAGUGCGGAGCACAGUUCUCUAAAGAAGAUGCCCUGGAAAGUCAUCGUCAGACCCACACCGGUACUGACAUGGCUGUCUUCUGCUUGCUCUGUGGGAAACGGUUCCAGACACAGAUUGCUCUGCAGCAGCAUAUGGAGGUGCAUGCUGGAGUUCGCACUUACAUCUGCAGCGAAUGUGACCGAACUUUUCCAAGCCACACAGCACUGAAGCGUCAUCUCAGGUCACACACAGGUGACCACCCGUACGAGUGCGAAUUCUGUGGGAGCUGCUUCCGAGACGAGUGUACUCUGAAGAGUCACAAGCGCAUUCACACUGGGGAAAAACCCUACGAGUGUAAUGGAUGUGGGAAGAAGUUCAGUCUGAAACACCAGCUGGAGACUCACUACAGAGUUCACACAGGUGAAAAGCCUUUUGAAUGUAAACUGUGCCAUCAACGGUCUCGGGACUACUCUGCUAUGAUCAAGCACCUACGCACCCAUAAUGGGGCAUCCCCUUACCAGUGCACAAUAUGCUUAGAUUACUGCCCCAGCCUUUCUGCUAUGCAGAAGCACAUGAAAGGCCACAAGCCAGAGGAUAUUCCGCCAGACUGGAGAAUAGAGAAAACGUAUCUCUAUCUGUGCUACGUCUAACCAUGAAAGCAAGAGAGGGGAAAAGAAAAACACUGCUGUGAAUGUGGGGAAGAAAAUUUGAUUUUUAAAAAUUUUUUUUGAACCAUUUUCUGUGUCUCACACAGUGCGCUUGGAAUUACCUCGUGUUGUAUGACCUUGUUCAGCUAAUAUUUUUUUUUCCCUGUUUGGAUGUCCUCCUUUCAUGUGCAGGCAUGGGUCAUUAAAUAAGUCGCAAAAUAUGACGGGCAGUAGCAACAAGUUUAAGUACUUAAAGGACUGCAAAGUGCCACAGCAGAGAAAGUAGUUUUGUUUUUGAGUGUGCGCAGUCAUUACCAAAUUAUUAUUUUUUCUUCCUUUUUUUGUGCUUUUUUGUUUAAAAAUGAAUGGAAAACGUCUCUUCCAGGUUAGGUAAGAGUCAAAACAUAUUCUGAAAGCUACCUCUUAUUUUUUUAAACUUUGUUUUGGCAAGUUAUUAAAGCACAGUUUGCAGUA
This is a messenger RNA of Rhincodon typus (whale shark), 2869 nucleotides long. It is a transcript of the gene zbtb16a, whose product is annotated as zinc finger and BTB domain containing 16a. The record is from RefSeq and is a predicted model, not a curated record. NCBI's taxonomy places the organism in Eukaryota, Metazoa, Chordata, Chondrichthyes, Orectolobiformes, Rhincodontidae. Gene Ontology annotation, molecular function: protein binding; DNA-binding transcription factor activity, RNA polymerase II-specific; RNA polymerase II cis-regulatory region sequence-specific DNA binding. Gene Ontology annotation, biological process: regulation of immune system process; regulation of cytokine production; negative regulation of transcription by RNA polymerase II. The transcript is spliced from 7 exons. Bases 422 to 2398 code for a protein of 658 amino acids.